Molecule: messenger RNA, 1458 nt
Organism: Sitodiplosis mosellana (orange wheat blossom midge)
Lineage: Eukaryota; Metazoa; Arthropoda; Insecta; Diptera; Cecidomyiidae
Exons: 4
Coding region: 103-1317 (404 amino acids)
Source: RefSeq, a predicted model, not a curated record
GUCGUCUAUUUUCAAUACCAAUGGAUAUAAAAACAAAAACAAAAGAUUGUGAAGGAGAGUGAAAUGUCGAUUUUGGAUUAGUGGUAAAAUUUAAAGAAAAACAUGACCACACUAAAUGUUGUGAGAUGUGGUGCUUUAUCAUCUUUAGCGACCGCAUUUCAUCACAGCUGGUUUCGAUUCGAAUUGAAAUCUCCAACAAUAAAGCCAAUAACUUGUGGUCUCGUCCACUGUAAAUCUACAAAUAUUGAUGUUUUGGACAUAUUUACCACACAACAUAUUCUAUCAAAAAAAAAUCCUACGGCCAGCAAAUCACCAUCGAUUGUUUCAUCAGCUACAGAAAAUAACCGUUUGCAGCACCUGAAAAAAAUGGCAUUGGAAACACAAAUGACUACGAAAUCCGAAAAGACUUCGCUGAAUAUUGAGGCUUGGACUCAAGAUGAAAUCGACAAUUGUUUGAUAGUCAGCAUCAAUUGCAGUGAUCGGAAAACUUUCGACGAGAUAGUUCAACAAAUUUUAGCAACAAAACAACUGCCAUCGGAAUCAAUGAUUUUACGGGUACUUUGCCAUUUGUGUGACGACAGUAAAAAUUCAAUGGAAACAAUUACGAACUUGAUUGACGUGUGUCAGGAGAAGAAUUUGGCUUUUUAUGCCAAAAAUAUGGAGUUUGCUCCAUUCUUAUCACAAUAUCUAUGGAAAUUGGAACGAUUUGAUGAUGCAUUAUAUACAUUGAAUACGAUUUUCAGUACGACAAAUCAAAAUGCCAAAAGCCUUAUUCUACGAAACUAUCGACAAAUCAUCUAUGAUGCGGUCAAAAAUCACGACGAACCUAUACUUGACAAAGUCAUCACCAACACUAUAAAAGUUUAUGAGAAAUAUAAAGAUCCGAUUCUUAUCACUUAUGUGUGGAGUGACUGUUUUUUCAGUGAAUUAUUCCGAUGUCAUCAAAGAGCCGAGGAAAUUUUCUCAGCGCAUGAAGUGAUUCGGAUGACUGUUUCGAAGGACAUUGGUUGGAUUGCGUUGACUUUAUUGCAGCAACACAAUAUCGAUGCCAUACACAGACUAAUUGAACAGUGUCUCGCUGCAAAGAUGAUAAGGGAAGUUGGCGUUUGUUUGACCGCUCUUUUUGAUUAUCAUUAUUGGCGUGACGAUUUGAGAGCAUGCUCCGAAGUAAUGAUCACGAGUUUGAGACUGGGCACACCUGUAUCCAAUACACAGAAUCAAAAAUUAUUAAAUCUUCUUCUUAAAAAGAAACCAAAGCCUUCAAAUAAAACUCCGGUGAGCAAAGUAACCGGAUCACGAUUCGAAUUUAAAUUUUAGCGCUGCAAUGCAAUACAGAAAUCUAGUUGUUAAGUUUUAUAGAUCUAGCAAUAAAUUGAAAGAGGAGAAAAAAAUUGAUUUGUCAAAAAUAAAAUGAUUGCAACAAUUGAAUAGAAGUAAUAAAUGAUGUUUAAGUGUGAA